AUGAUUAAUUUACACCGACAUUUGCUGCUGUCUAUCAGACAGCUGCAGCAGGGCGCAGCAGCAGCAGCAGAAGGCGGCAGCGGCCCCGUGGUUCCUUUGGUUGUCCUUUCUUCUGCGCGCCAGGUCCAGCAGCAGCAGCAGCAGACGCAGCAGCAGCAGCAAGACAGAGGCAGAUCGUCGCAGCCCCGGACGCAGCAGCAGCAGCAGCAGCACCAGCACCAGCUGCAGCAGCAGAAACAGCAGCAGCACCAGCGGGAUUGUAGCCACAGCAGCAGAUGCUGCAGGACAAACUACAGCAGCGGGAAUAGCAGCCACAGAGAAAGCGGACGCAGCAGCAACAGCCGCAGCACAGCAGCAGAUGCUGCAGGACAAACUACAGCAGCGGGAAUAGCAGCCACAGAGAAAGCGGACGCAGCAACAGCCGCAGCAGCAGCAGCAGCAGCAGCAGUAGCCUCGCUAGCCGUGGCUGCUUCCGAAGCAGCAGCAACUGAAGCCAAAGUAGCAGCAGCAGUCCAAGUAGCAGCAGCAUCGGCAACACAAGUAGCAGCAGAAGCAGCAGCAGCAGCAAGUCUGCUGCUGUCGUUCUUGUUCCCCUCAUGGGUCUCUGGUUGCUGCAGCAGCAACAUGCAGCAGACGCAGCUGCUGGGCGAGAGCUUCUGGAGGCCCCUUGCAGAGCAGCUGCUGCUGCGGCAGCAGCAGCUGCUGCUAGAGGAGGAGUGCAGCAGCAGCAGCAGCAGCAGCAGACCGGAGCCCUUGAACAACCGCGCGCGCCUCCACCAUGACAACGGUUCCCUCACCCAGCAGCAACAGCAGCAGCAGCAGCAGCAAAAGGUGCAGCAGGAACUGCUGCAGCAGCAGCGGCUGCUGCUGCAGCAGCAGCUCCACAAUCUCGAGCGCGGCCAAGAUGUGCUACUGUACGGACAGCAGCAGGAGGCGCAGCAGCUGCAGCACCACCGAACCCUGCAGCAGCAGCAACUGCAGCAGCUGCAACACCAGCAGCAGCUGCAGCACCUGCAACACCAGCAGCAGCUGCAGCACCUGCAGCAGCAGCAACAACUGCAGCAUCUGCAGCAGCAACAGCAGCAGCAGCAAGAUAUGACUCCCCGAGCAGCAGCUGUGCGGUGGCACUCUGUAGACCCAGCUGCUGCAGCAGCAGCAGCAGCAGCAACAGCAGCACCUGCAUCUGUGCAGCCCCCAACGCAUAGCAGCAGCAGCAGCAGCAGCAGCAGCAGCAGCAGGGACAUCUAUGCGAGGUACGGGCAGGGAGAAUUUGCCGUCUCGUCCCCGAGCGGGCGCUAUGCAUACGAAGCAGCAGCACCCGCAGCAGCAACUGGAACAGCAGCAGCAGCAGCAACAACAGCAGCAGCAGCAGCAGCAGCAGGAGAGCCAUCAAGUAUGCCUCCUUUUCAGCAGCAGCAAGAUCCUCUGCUGCUUGCUGCUCACCGAACCCUGCAGCAGCAGCAACUGCAGCAGCUGCAACACCAGCAGCAGCUGCAGCACCUGCAACAUCAGCAGCAGCUGCAGCACCUGCAGCAGCAGCAGCAACUGCAGCAUCUGCAGCAGCAACAGCAGCAGCAGCAAGAAAUGACUCCCCGAGCAGCAGCCGUGCGGUGGCAUUCUGUAGACCCAGCAGCAGCAGCAGCAGCAGCAGCAGCAGCAACAGCAGCACCUGCACCUGUGCAGCCCCCAACGCAUAGCAGCAGCAGCAGCAGCAGCAGCAGCAGCAGGGACAUCUAUGCGAGGUACGGGCAGGGAGAAUUUGCCGUCUCGUCGCCGAGCGCACGCUAUGCGUACGAAGCAGCAGCACCCGCAGCAGCAACUGGAACAGCAGCAGCAGCAACAGCAGCAGCAGCAGCAGCAGCAGCAGCAGGAGAGCCAUCAAGUGUGCCUCCUUUUCAGCAGCAGCAAGAUCCCCUGCUGCUUGCUGCGUCUGCUGGGACUCCUUGGAGGCGCGGCUCAUCUGCUGCAGCACCAGCAGCAAACCCAGCAGCAGCAGCAGCAGCACCAGCAGCAGCACCAGCAGCAGCAGCAGAUAUAUGUGGAGGGGCGGAGCGGCUGCUGGGGGACUUUGCGUUGAACAGCAGCGCCUGGGCUCUGUGGCGGCAGUCUGUCGGCUGGCAGCUGGGCCUCAGCAGCAACAGCGCGCAGCUAGCAGAAGAAAUACUCACACGAGACAGACGCAUGCAGCAGCAGCAGCAGCAGCAGCAGCAGCAGCAGCAACAGCAGCAGCAGCAGCAGCAGCAGGAACAGGCACAGCGCUUGAAGCAGCAAGAAGAAGCACUCCAGCAGCAGCAGCAGCAGCAACUGCAGCAGCAACAGCAGCAGCAGCAGCAGCAGCAGCACAUCUCGUUUGGGGGUGCCUUUCAGCAGCUGAGCCGUCAGGAGCUGCAGCAGAAGGUAGAGGAGGCGAGGCGUCUCCUUCUCGAUCUGUCUCCACCGAGACAGACAGCAUCUGCUGCUGCUGCUGCUGCGACUGCUGCUGCUGCUGCUGCAGGGGCAGCAGCGGGUGCAGCAGCAGCAGCUGAUGGACCGAGCGGAGGGGGAUUCGGAGAGGAGCAGGAGGCUGCUUCCGUUGCUGCAGCAGCAGCAGCUGCAGCAGCAGCAGCAGCCGCUGCUGCUGCUGCCCUGGGCAGAGAGAGAAGGACAGACGAAGAGGGGGCCUCGGGCGACGUAGAGUUGGCGCUGCCCCCCGUUCUUGGCUUGCCUGUGCAGCAGCAGCUGCUGGAGGUCGGCAGCAGCAGCCCCCCCCCUUUGGGGGCCCCCCACCUGAGGAGGGCCCACCACCUCCUGGGGGCCCCCAGGAGGCGCCAGGGGGGGACCCCCAGCCGCAGCAGACGAGAGGCGGAAGGUGAGUGA
Messenger RNA from Eimeria mitis, 2856 nucleotides. RefSeq lists its product as uncharacterized. The record is from RefSeq and is a predicted model, not a curated record. The transcript has 7 exons. Bases 1 to 2856 code for a protein of 951 amino acids. Lineage: Eukaryota; Apicomplexa; Conoidasida; Eucoccidiorida; Eimeriidae.